GAGAAAAAAGACGGAUUAAAGAACCGGUGGUCGCGAAGAGGUUUUUACUGUUCCACAGUCUUGACGGUUUUUGAUUGCAAGGAGUGUGUUACAACUAUGGAGCUAGUGACUUUGAGAGAAAAUCUGCAACAAUUGAUCAGAGUCGUUAAAUGCUUAGAAAAGAAAUCAAAUGAGGGCAAAAUUAUCCAUAAUGAAAUAUACCAGUUCAUCAUGUAUCUCUUGCCAGACAUCAGUUUCAUAGCUCCUACGUGCACUCAUUCAGAUUUCUGUGAAUGCAAGAUUGUGCCAAAAGAUGACCACGUUCAGGUUCUCCACUGUCAGCCAUUGUACAUUGCCAUAGUGCUUGAAGAGCUCAAAUACCUGAUCACAGCUGAGACUUUCGCCUUUAAAAUUUUCAGUAGUGUUGAACAGCAGUCACUGCGAACAGUCGACACCUCUGGUAAUAAAAGUUUGUCAAAUUCAUCGAAAAGUAGAAUCACAGGAAGAUUCCAUCACCUGGACCACCUUUUGAAAGCCUUAAUAAAAGUCUCUGGACUAUUUAUUUUGACCAGCAGAGAGGCAUCUCCUGGAAAAGCUUCACCAAAAGAAGACCAGAAAGCAUCUUCUCCUUUGUUGACAGUCACAAUUGGAAAUCCAUGCUAUUCAAGGAAAUCAAUGAAGAGGUAG
This is a messenger RNA of Paraglomus occultum, 666 nucleotides long. The record is from the annotation of a GenBank genome assembly. Lineage: Eukaryota; Fungi; Glomeromycota; Glomeromycetes; Paraglomerales; Paraglomeraceae.